Messenger RNA from Vitrella brassicaformis, 3421 nucleotides. The record is from the annotation of a GenBank genome assembly. NCBI's taxonomy places the organism in Eukaryota, Vitrellaceae.
UCAUAGCAGCUGCUUCAAUCGGGGCUUGGGGCUGCUCUUGGAGGGGGACGGGGAGGCGGGUGGUGAGGAGGUGGUGCUGCUGGUGGUGGGCGACUGGGUGGACACAAACAAACAUACAAACAACGAAAGAGUGUGUGUGUCUCUUUCUCUGUGUGUGUCUGGCUGUCUGGCCACAAGUAGAUGAAUGUACCUGCUGCUGUUCCAACUCCCGUAGCUUGGCUUUGAGGCCGCUGAUGAUAUCGAGCAGCUUCUUCUGCUCGCAGGACACCACACACACGCACCCAGACAGACAGAUGACAAGGUGUGCCGCAUAGGAGUCCGCUGACAUAUAUGUGCCCACCUGGUUUGCCUGCGCUGUUUCUGCCAUUUUCUUGUUUGACUCUAGUAGAUUCUCGAUGCCCUCCACGGCCCCCUUGUGCAUGUCCUGCCAAAUGUAGCAGCUCUCUGUACGCCACACAGACAGUAUACAGCGCGCAUGCAGGCAGGCAGGCAAUGGGGGCGACGCUGUUGUUGGUUCUCACCUCUCGUAUGCUCCCGCUCCUCAUACAGCCUCAGCCAUUCCCUCCUCACGACGAGCCCAGUGGGGUCCUCCCUCUCAUAACUUUCAAACUCUGUGACACACCCACACACACAUCAUGACCACGCUUCGUCGCCUACAGAACAGAGCUUCUCCCUCUCGCCGUUCUUGCAGGUGCGCAACGUCUGACUCCCUCACCGCCGCAUUCACGCUUACCGCUCAGUGUAUGGCGCCUCUUACAUGCUGCGGACGACUGUGAGUCCACGCGGCCAUUUCUUUCUCUGACGGACUCUCCUUUUCCCUGAACUUGCAGAUGCCUCCUCCUCGUCGAUCUCAUCGUGCUCGUCCUUAGACAGCAUGUGACACACGCACACAGAAGCACACAGAGAAAGAGGGCAGGCGCAUCGCAUGUGUGGCCGUCUUUGUGCGGUGCUAUUUGGCUUCAGCCACUUACAGCGAUAGUCGAUUUGGUUUUCUUGGCCUCGGCCACCAUGUCGGCCACCAGCUUCUGUGCGAUGUGUAGGCGGGCCUUGUUGGUGUGAUACCCGACCACCUGCACCACACACAUCCACUCGCACACACAGCCAUCCAGCCGCCCUGUGUGUGUGUGUGUGUGCUCACGGCUGUGUAGAGACGGUCUCCUACCCUACGGUCUCCGGUGAGGGCUGGGCUUUAUCUGGGCUUCGUAUGGCGCGCGCCAAUCGUCGAACUGCUUCUUGAGGGUGGGGUCCAGUGACUCGAUCUUCUCCAUACGGCAACAGAGGUCCUGGUCCAGCUUGAUGACCUACCACACACACACAGCAUGGUGCCGUCAGCGUGUGUGGCGGUGACUCUCUCAAUCGCUCACCGUGUUGCAUAGUUCGGCGUACUUGUUGAGUGCCCGCAUGGCGGCGGCGGCGGAGUUCUCGGACUCUGUCAGACACAAUACAUCCACACACACAUGACCUCACUUAACACGACCGCCGUCCCCCACCAGUCGAGUUCUUGGCCGUUUCUGCACACACAAACACAGAUGGCAGGCAACACAUACAUAUCCCCCUGUGUGUGUAGGUUGAGAUGAAGUAAGGUGCUUUGACUCACCGAUGAGCGUCUUGCAGGCCUUUUCCAUGUCGCGGCACUCGAAGGGGCAGGUGUCGAACACGACUGCCUCGGCCUCGUUCAUCUGCUCGCUCAUCUCCUCCAACAUAUCCAGCGUCGAACAGGCCGUCAUGACAGCUAGAUCGAGCUCUGAGACCAUACAACGUACACACACACGCACACACACAGACGUGCGCAAGCGUGUAUGUUUCCUUGAUGCAUUUAUCCACCCACCCACCCAUCACUUCCGCAGGGGUCAUGCUCUGCACGAACGUGGCCUGAACACAGCGCACCACACACCACAUUACACACAGUCAUUGAUGGAUGGAUGGAUGGAUAGAUGGCCAUUGUGGGCAUUCUCUCUCUGAUCUCUGACCUGUGCCGAUCCCCUCUUGGCGAUCACCUCCUUCCCCUGCCGGAUGAGGCUGGCCUGGCGGUGCACCCAUUCCACCAUUUGCUUCAGUUGGCGGUCCAUGUGUGGCAGUAUCCCCUGCACCUGCUCGAUGGCGUCACGUCUCGGCUCCUCGUCAUCAUCGUCGUCUUCAUCGUCUUUGUCUUGUCCGCUGCCUGUCUUCUUCAUCGCCUUCGAACUAGUUGUCGUCCUCGUCUUUGUCUUGGUCCCUGUUGAUACCCACGCACAGACACACACAUGAUGGAUGGCUGUAAACGAGAGCCUCGUUGCCUGCGACGCAUACUCGGGGUGUGAGGGCGAUGGUUUCUUGGUGCGCUGCAGCAGCUCGUUGUUCCUGCAAUGACACACACAAGAGGGAUGUGUUGUGUCGGGAUGUGUUGUCGGGAACGCACUCGAGUUUGUCUCCCUGCAGCACGUCGGUCAUGUUGAACACGGCCAGCUGCGACGUCUUGUCAUUGCGCUCCAGCCUGCAAAGCGCAGCGUUGUGGUGUGUGUCUGUUGGCUUCUUCCGUCUCACUCCUUGAUCGUGGCUUCGUAUUGAGCCGUCUUGGCUUGGUGUUGAAUGCCCAAUCUAUCAGACCAAAAGACGCGGUGUCCAUGUGUGCCCCAUUCCUCUCUCUCUGCAUCUUCCUGUUUCACCGGUCGUACGCCGCCUGGAUGGGCCUCACGAUCUUCUUGAGCCUGGCAGCUACAGAGAGCCAAACGAGACAUGCAUACGUUCGUGGCAGCCAGUGUGCUCGCCCGUCCGUCUUACGUGUCUAGCUCGUUGCGAGCGAUGUCACGCUGUUCCUUGACCUGAACCACAUAGCCGCGCAGCUGCUCCACAUUUCCGCGCGUCCGCAAGUAUUUCUCUAUCAGUGACUCCAUAGCCCCGCCUUGUCGGCUGUCACAUACACCGGAUGCCCUCAAUACACACACGCUGGCGCACAAUGGUUGCUUACCUUGAUGAGUCUGUCCGCUGACAUGGAUGUGCCCACCUCGUUUGAUAUCUCCCGACACAUGACGUCAGACGCCUGCCCCUUGUCGUCUUGCACCUACAAAGGAGCGGUGCAGGUAAUUCAUGGCACUGACCUCGUAGACCCGUGCGAGACGGGAAUCGGCUGAGCCGCGCUUGGAGACGGCAUCGUAGACCUCGUACGUGUACUCGGGUGGCGCCACCGGCCUGAUGGAUGGAAUAAAGAAGCCACAUGCAGUCAGUCGUGGCACACUCAGGCGGCUGCUGUGCGGGCUGACUGCUGCUGCAUCUUGUUGAACCGUUUGAUGACAACUGGUAGCCCUGUGUCCUUCCUCUUGCCCCGCCAGAGGUUCCCAUAGCUGCACACACAUACACACACACGGCCGUAUGUGCGGUUUCUGUCAGUGUGUGUGGCUGAGCGCGCCUGUCACUAACGUGUUGCGUACCUCCCGCUGGCCAU